ACUAUUGCAUCUGUGUGGGAGUUGUCAAGAUAAAUUGAAAGGACAAAUAUCUUCUGGAAUAGCUUCGUUCCCACACUGCUCGACACAAGUGCUCGUGCAACUUUUCAACCCACAUUACCAAAAGAAAUAUAGGUUUUGACUUCGCUGUAAGCGGGCUUUGAGCUUCAAAUACCAAAAUGCCUAAAUCUAUUAAUGUUAAAGUAACCACGAUAGAGGCAGAACUAGAAUUCAUCGUCCCAUCCAAAAUAACUGGUAGUGAACUCUUUGAUCAGGUUGUCAAGACUCUUGGUCUUCGUGAAACCUGGUAUUUUGGGCUCCAGUAUGUUGAUAACAAGGGUCUGGUUGCAUGGCUUAAGAUGCACAAGAAGAUAACAUCCCAAGAUCUGAAGAAAGAGGACCCCCUUCUUUUCCAAUUUGCUGUUAAAUUCUUCCCAGAAGAUAUCACAGAGGAGCUUAUUCAGGAAGUUACUCAGAGGAUGUUCUAUUUUCAAGUUAGAAAAUCCAUUUUGAAUGAGUCAAUUUAUUGUCCUGCUGAUACUGCCACAUUAUUAGCAUCAUAUGCUUGCCAAGUAAAGCAUGGAGACCAUGAAGAAGCAAAAGAAAAGGAGCUAAUGCAAGACAAGCUUCUUCCACAGGGGGUUUUGGAUAAGCACAAGUUAUCAACAGAAGAAUGGGUCAACAAGAUUGCCCUAUGUUGGAAAGAGCAUGAAGAUAUGCCAAAAGAUGAAGCGAUGAUGGAAUAUCUGAAAAUCUGCCAGGAUCUUGAAAUGUAUGGUGUGAAUUAUUUUGAGAUCAAGAAUAGAAAGGGUACAAAGCUGCUGAUGGGGGUGGAUGCUUUGGGCAUUAAUGUAUAUGAGCCAGGAGACAAGCUGACACCAAGGRUUGGAUUCCCAUGGAAAGAAAUCAGAAACAUCUCGUUCAAUGACAAGAAAUUUAUCAUCCAGCCAAUCGACAAGAAAGCACCAGAUUUUGUCUUUUUCACCGCCCAUCUGAGAACAAACAAACAAAUCUUGGCAUUAUCAAUGGGCAACCAUGACCUGUACAUACGACGCAGAAAGCCUGACUCUAUUGAAGUCAAACAAAUGAAGCAACAGAGUGAAGAGGAGAAAAAGAUCCGUAGUGCUAACACUGCCCAAAAGAAGGAAGAGAAAAGAAAAUUCCGAGAAAAUGAAGAAACCCUAAGAAAUCAAGAAGCAAAGCUUUUGGAAAUGGAGAAAAAAAUAGAAAGCUUCAAUGAGGAGAUGAGAAGAAGGGAAGAAGAGUAUGAAAGAAAGAGAAUCCAGCAGGAGGAAGAACUGAAAGCAAUUAAUUCUCAGUCUGAAAGACUAAUAGAAGAGAACAACAAAACAAUCAUUACGCUUCAAGAGAUAGAGAAAGAGAGGGAACAGUUGUCAUCUAUGACCACAGAUGAAAGAGAGAGAAUCGGCCGUGCCAAUACCAAAAGGAUAGAAGUAUUGCAGGAACAGUUGGAGGAAAAUAAAAGAGAGCGUGACGAGAUAGAAGAGAGGCGCCGAGCCCUGCACAAUGAAGUAGAGAGACAAUACAGCAUAGAAAUGGAAAAGAGUGCACACUUAGAGGAUCGUUCUGAAGAGUAUCGUCAAACUCAGCCUCAAAUGAACCAGAAUCUUCAAGAGAAGCUCGCACACUUGAGGGCAGAUCUUGAUCUGCACAAGGAUGAACAGAAAGCAUCACAAAUGGACAUCCUUCAUGCAGAGAACCUGAUACAAGGAAAGGACAAGUACAAGACCCUGAAAAAAAUCAGGCAAGGCAACACCAAGAGUAGAGUUGAUCAAUUUGAAUGCUUGUAAAUCUUCUUCAUAGGUAUGCAUUCAUUAGCCACCAUUCAUUACAGUUGCUAAAGCAAUUUUCAUAUGACUAUAAAAACCUAGCUGCACAAAUGCUGUCAUGAUAUGGCAAGGCAUUUGCCAGCUAGACCAAUCACAUUGCACUAGAAAUUACUCUCCAUCCAAUCAAAUACCUGAAACAUGGCAUGAACACAGCACAGACACGGUCUCACCAAGGUUAAAUGACAUUCGGACCAAUCACGUUUCAGGAGAAACAUAUCAGCCAAUCAAAACAUUAGAAAACAUCACUGUGCAGGCAAAUAAGGCUCAGGCAUAUGAAACCACAUUUUUCACACAUCAUGUGAAAACUGCUCUAUAAUUUGUGACCCACUUUUUUUGGUUUAACUCUACCAUUUCUUUAUCCUUCAAUCUAAUCUUUUUUCUUUGACUAUAAGAUUGAUUCCCCUAUGUGAAGUCAAUCAUAUUCUUUACGCUCGGUAGAAUGAAAUUGAUUAUUACAAUCAUUUUAAACAUAGUACGUCUAACCUGCUUUGAUCACAUCCUCUUUUCUAAUGUACCCUCAUCUGAUCUUUUGCAAACAAAAAAAAAAAU
Molecule: messenger RNA, 2396 nt
Organism: Actinia tenebrosa (Australian red waratah sea anemone)
Lineage: Eukaryota; Metazoa; Cnidaria; Anthozoa; Actiniaria; Actiniidae
Product: radixin
Cellular component (GO): cytoskeleton
Molecular function (GO): actin binding
Source: RefSeq, a predicted model, not a curated record